GUUAUCUGUGACGUCAGUAGUGCACGUGCAGGCUGCAGUUCCACCUGAUCCUUGCGCAGUUCUGGUUACACAAAGGCUCUUCACUGAAGUACUAUUCUGUAGCUGCCGGCGUUUUCUUUUGCUCACUUACGGCCGCUCCCAUCAAAUCUCCAAUGUUUUUCGGAGUAGCAGGCCCAUAUGAUGCUGUACCUGGAAAAGGGAGGAAACGGAUCUAGAAGAAGAUGAUGUUGGCAAGGACUAGGAUGCGAAGGGUGGCAGCGGCAAGCAAGAAGGGAGUAAGAAACGGAAUGCCAUCAACAACGAGGACUAUUAACACUCAAAUGGAUGACAGCUACCCAAUUCUACUAUCUCCAUCUCUUGUCUCGCUAGACCUCCCUGACAUUUGGCCUACUAAUUCCAGCCCCAACGAUUUUCAAUCGACCUGUAGAUGCUCCAAUGAGCAGACUGCUGCAAUAAUUGAUGGUAAGUCAAUUGCGGGGAAGAUUAUGUCCAGAAUAGCUUGUGAGGUCUGGAGGAUGAAGGAGUCCAUUGGAAGGGUUCCUGGAUUGGCUGUCAUAAUGGUGGGCCAGAGAAGGGACUCCCAAACUUAUGUGCGCAACAAGAUAAAAGCUUGUGAAGAAACAGGAAUCAAGUCGUCAAUGACUGGACUGCAUGGAAAUUGUAAAGAAGAUGAAGUUGUGAAUGUUUUGUCAAGAUUUAACGAGGAUCCAUCAAUUCAUGGCAUUCUUUUGCAACUUCCUCUUCCCCAGCAUUUGGAUGAGGAGAAAAUUUUGGAUGUGAUGAGCCUAGAAAAAGAUGUGGAUGGCUUUCACCCACUCAAUAUGGGAAAUCUGGCCAUGAGAGGGAGGCAGCCUUUGUUCAUUCCCUGCACUCCAAAAGGUUGCAUUGAGUUAUUGAUGAGGUCUGGUGUGGAAAUCAUGGGUAAGAAAGCUGUAGUGAUUGGAAGAAGUAAUAUAGUUGGAUUGCCUACAUCCUUGCUUUUGCAGAGGCACCAUGCAACUGUCAGCAUCGUACACGCAUUUACCAAGAACCCAGAUCAGAUAACCUGUGAAGCUGACAUUGUGGUUACAGCUGCAGGAGUGCCUAAUCUAGUUCGUGGCAAUUGGCUAAAGCCUGGUGCAGUUGUCAUAGAUGUGGGGACAAACCCAAUUGAGGACCCUAGCUGCGAAUAUGGUUAUCGUCUCACAGGAGAUGUUUGCUAUGAAGAAGCAGUGAGGGUAGCGUCGGCCGUUACCCCUGUGCCUGGAGGAGUUGGGCCGAUGACAAUUGCCAUGCUCCUAUCCAACACUCUUGACUCUGCCAAACGGGCAUAUGACUUUACUUAGCACCUCUAGAUGUAAUAUACAUUAAAAUUUUACAUUGCGUCGUGGACUUCUUGCCGUCGUUGUAUUCUUGAGAUUUUAUUCUAUACGGUAGAAAAUAUGAGAAUUCCUUCUCGUUGGCGAUAUGAAAUUGAAAAUCUUCUAGA
Molecule: messenger RNA, 1468 nt
Organism: Juglans microcarpa x Juglans regia
Lineage: Eukaryota; Viridiplantae; Streptophyta; Magnoliopsida; Fagales; Juglandaceae
Product: bifunctional protein FolD 1, mitochondrial
Exons: 6
Coding region: 222-1325 (367 amino acids)
Biological process (GO): tetrahydrofolate interconversion
Cellular component (GO): cytosol
Molecular function (GO): methylenetetrahydrofolate dehydrogenase (NADP+) activity; methenyltetrahydrofolate cyclohydrolase activity
Source: RefSeq, a predicted model, not a curated record